This is a messenger RNA of Theobroma umbraticum, 1187 nucleotides long. RefSeq names its product ENTH/VHS family protein. Gene Ontology annotation, molecular function: phospholipid binding; clathrin binding. The record is from RefSeq and is a predicted model, not a curated record. Lineage: Eukaryota; Viridiplantae; Streptophyta; Magnoliopsida; Malvales; Malvaceae. Gene Ontology annotation, biological process: endocytosis. Gene Ontology annotation, cellular component: plasma membrane; clathrin vesicle coat; endosome.
UCUGCUCUUUGGGGAAAAUAUAAUUUAAGUUUCUAUCCAUGGGGACCUCGCUGCUAAACCAGAUUAAGAAACAGGCUUCAUUUUUCCUUCAAGAAAAAUACAAAGAUGCAAGGAUGGCCUUAACUGAUGUGACUGCUGCCGAACUAUUGGCCGAAGAAGCAACAAAUGCUGAUCCACGGGGCCCUGAUCCUAGAACAAUGACUAAGAUAUCCGAGGCAUCAUUUUACAUAGAUGAUUAUUGGAGAAUCGUUUUCGUUCUUCACAAAAGGUUGGAUAGCAUUGACUGGAAGCAUUGGAGACAAUCAUACAAGGCGUUGAUUCUCCUUGAGUUCUUACUAACUCAUGGCCCUGCAGACUUUGCUGAGGAAUUUCAACGUGAUAGUGAUGUUAUUGAAGAGCUGGGAAGAUUUAGACAUGUAGAUGAGAAGGGGUUCAAUUGGGGUCUUAACAUGCAAAAAAGAUCAGAUAAGGUACUAGAGCUACUAGGAGGAGGAGAUACGCUCAGAGAAGCAAGGCUGAAAGCCCUCAAAAUAACAAAAGAAAUCCAGGGAUUUGGUAGCACAACAACUUCUCCUUCCUCAGCAUCAUCUUCCUCAUAUUCAUCAAGAGCUUCAUCUUUUGGCUCAUAUUCUUCCACAUGGAAUGACAUAAAUGAACUAGACAAAUUUGAGACCCAAAUAUUGCCUACAAAAGAACCUGUACAACACUAUUCUGAAGGAGGAAUCCAAGAGGAGAAGACUCUUGAAUUCCCCUCAGAAAAUGAAAAUUUUAGCAGGCUGCAUCUUUGGGAUUGUCCUCCAAUUCAAGAAAAAGGGUCCUUGUUGGAAUCUGAAGGGGAAGAAGAUGAAAAAUCAGAUGGUUUUAUCAGUGGAAUAUGCUCAAAACUUGUUGGUAAUAGUCCUUCAAAAAGAGCUACGGGUCAGAAAGUGGCACUCAUCCGGAGCAUUUCUGAUGUUGGAAAGGUUACUAAAAAUAGGUUUGGUCGCCAGUAUUCUUUGGGGUCUUGAUCAAGUCAUGUGAGAAGAAAAAGUAGAGGAUAUGUGCUUAUUUGAUAAAUUCUAGUAUACUUCGUUGUAUAUAACAAGUUUUACCACACAGAAAUUUAACUUGUAAGUAACAAAUACCCUAAUAAUGCAUGUGAUAUAAGUAUCAUUUUACCAGACAGAAUGAAUUAGAUAUGUAUUUUG